This is a messenger RNA of Morchella importuna, 642 nucleotides long. RefSeq lists its product as uncharacterized. The transcript has a single exon. The record is from RefSeq and is a predicted model, not a curated record. Lineage: Eukaryota; Fungi; Ascomycota; Pezizomycetes; Pezizales; Morchellaceae. The coding region runs from base 1 to 642 and encodes 213 amino acids.
AUGCACAGCCUUCUCAUCGGAGCUGUAGCCGAAGACAUACAACCAACAGUCGUCUCCGCCGAAAAUGGCUACCAUGGAUGGAAGGCGCUUAAAGACCUCUACGAUCGCGUAUCCCCAAACACGAUGAUCACACUCCUCAGCCGUGUUCUAGACACAAAGAUGCAAGACAACGGUAACCUAACCGAGCAUCUCGAGACCUUCAACACAAACUGGAACACUCUUAAGACCAGGUGUCAGAGCGGCGACCACAAACUCGCUCAGGCUCUGCUACCCCUCACCAAAUCCAACGAAGCGAUGGCAGCAUUACUACUUGCCUCACUGCCAAAGUCGAUGAGCAACAUCGUCGAUAACAUCCAGACCAAACAGGAUGUUACAUACGAAGAUGUACGCCAACGGCUACAAAACCUACAAGAGCAUAGCCGUCUCACCGGCAACAACAGGGUACUUCACACCAGAAAUACCCCCACACCAAACGGCAAAGAAUGCACCUGGUGCAAGAAAAGGAACCAACUGUACCAGGGCUAUGAGUACAAGGAGUGCAGAAAGCUCAAAGAACAGAACAAGACAAGGGACACAAACAGUAGGAGAAUCUCAAGGGACGGUGAUAGCAAGUAUUCCGCAGGGUACGAUUGGCGACAGUAG